GGAGCUGCUCGCUCGCUCGCUUUCUUGCUUGUUUGCUUGCCAGGGGAGCACGGACCCGGAAUAGGAAUCAGUUGGUCUACUGGUUCGCAAAUCUGGCGCAAGGAGCCAAAACUCGCGCAGACGCUCUCGAAUUGGCCCUAGGCCGUCCGAGAAGGCCCGCUCGCCCGCCCGGCAGCAGCAGCAAGUAGAUCCCUGCCAUAGGCGCACUCUCUGCGUGCAUCGCCUGGCACUUUGUCGUGUCUCGAGCUUUCUGCGGCCACUUGCAUUUAAGUAGGUCCGCUCGCGACUAUCGACCUCUUCAUUUUUCCCCCCUCCCUCUAAAAUUUGCGGACUUUCGAGGGGCGUCAUCUCGAUCGCAUCAUCGAAGUCCCUCCCGCCCGCCCUCCCUCCCUCCCUCCCUCCCGCGAGCGACUCGGUGGGUAGGAUCGAGCUUUUUAUGCUUCAGAUUCCGACUUUUUGCCAGUUCUUGGAGAUUCCUUGUGUGUGUAAGUGCUGCUCGGCAAAGCGUUGCAGGGUUUGGCCGCCAUGGUGACUAGCGUGGAGUUCUCGCCCAGCAUUGUCUCUUCCGGUGCCUCCUCCAAGCUUCCGGUGAAGGCUGUCGCCUCGAGCUUGUUGGACAGCGCCCCCGUCGCCAGCUUGCCGGAGGACAUUCCUCUCGACGCCUUGAAAGUGAUCUGCCCAUCGGAUUUGGGGAAAGAAAUCUCGUCGUCCUCCGAGGAUGAGGCCGAUGUCGUCACGAAAGCCAACGGUGCUGCUUCUAAAGUCGACUCCGAUACUCUGGUUCUCGGAAAGAAUUUCCAUGAUUUCUGUUUGACGAUCACGGAACCCGAGUUUGACGAUGAUGUCACCGGUGAGAAGGACGCCUACAUGGCCGGAGUCUUGGCCCGCUACAGAAAAACACUUGUCGAAAGAACCAAGUAUCACCUGGGUUACCCUUACAAUUUGGACUUCGACUACGGAGCUCUGUCUCAAUUACAGCACUUCUCCAUCAACAAUUUGGGUGACCCGUUCAUAGAGAGCAACUAUGGUGUACAUUCCAGACAAUUCGAGGUCGGAGUUCUUGAUUGGUUUGCCCGCCUUUGGGAUCUCGAGAAGGAUGAGUACUGGGGUUACAUCACAAAUUGCGGUACAGAAGGGAACCUUCACGGCAUUCUGGUCGGGAGGGAGGUUUUCCCCGAUGGAGUGCUUUACGCUUCAAAAGACUCUCACUACUCGGUGUUCAAAGCAGCACGCAUGUAUAGAAUGGAUGUAGUGAAAGUCGAGACUUUGCUAUCAGGAGAGAUUGACUGCGUUGACUUGAAGCACAAGCUGAGCGAGAAUGCUGACAGGCCUGCAAUUCUCAAUGUGAACAUUGGUACCACUGUGAAAGGAGCCGUCGAUGAUUUGGACCUUGUACUCAAGACUCUCGGCGAGGCUGGUUUCGCUGAAGAUCGGUUCUACAUCCAUUGUGACGGUGCUUUAUUCGGUCUCAUGAUGCCUUUCGUGAAGAAGGCCCCAAAGGUUUCGUUCAAGAAGGCCAUUGGCAGUGUCAGUGUAUCAGGACACAAGUUUGUGGGAUGUCCGAUGCCGUGUGGAGUACAAAUUACACGGAUGGAGCACAUCAACGUGCUAUCGAAGAACGUCGAGUACUUGGCUUCUAGAGAUGCCACCAUUAUGGGGAGUCGAAACGGACACGCUCCCAUCUUUCUAUGGUAUACACUCAAUAGGAAAGGUUACCGUGGUUUCCAAAAGGAAACUCAACGGUGCUUAAGGAAUGCUCACUACCUGAAGGAAUGCCUCAGAGCUGCGGGCUUCGGUGUUAUGCUUAACGAGCUCAGCAGCACGGUCGUUUUUGAACGUCCUCACGAGGAAGCAUUCGUUCUGAAGUGGCAACUCGCCUGUCAAGGCAAGAUAGCACACGCUGUGGUGAUGCCGAGCGUGACAGUUGACAAAUUAGACAAAUUCGUGGCAGAAUUGAUCGAGAGUCGACAAAAAUGCUUCCCUGACGGUAACGUUGUGGUUCCCUGCAUUGUCGAGGAAGUCGGUCCCGAGAACUGUGCCUGCAAUGAGCACAAGAAUGUUCAAGCGUCUGCUGAAGCACAGAUGUUUCAGUACUGAAGGGAAGAAACUGGUUUGUGUUAAGAUUAUUAGCUAGUUCCCAUUUGUAAUCUUCAUAGAAUUCGUCCCUCUUGGACUCAAGCAGACAUUGCAUGUCUCCUUGGUCCUCUCUGUAAAUAUGAGGUUUGAUCCAGGGACAGCGUUUAGACUGGAGGUUCGGUUUUCCCCCUAUCUCACCACUCAACUGAGUGAGUAUCUUCCAGUCGAGUAGUGAUAUCGGGCGGUCGGAACUUUCGCAUAGAUUCGUUGGAAGAUUGUUAGAACUUAGUGGUUGUCAUCAUUUUUUGUAUCACUACUACUCUUGGAGUGGAAUAUAGACUGUAAACCUAUACCGGUCCCGAGUACGAUGGUUGGACUCAUGUAAUGAGAGCGAAGGGUCCAUUUCGUUCUGUGGCAUACUCUCUAACUCUUUACAAUUUUAAAGAUUAUUGUAAGAGCCCAACCAUACAGUAGAGAGAGUCAGCUCAAACUUGUACUUAUAGUCAGCUGAUUCAAAUGUGCGAGUAAGCAGCGAUACUAUCGUAAAAUGACAACGCACAAAUUCAACAUGUACAAACCGGUACCUUUCA
This is a messenger RNA of Marchantia polymorpha subsp. ruderalis, 2666 nucleotides long. Lineage: Eukaryota; Viridiplantae; Streptophyta; Marchantiopsida; Marchantiales; Marchantiaceae. The record is from the annotation of a GenBank genome assembly.